UGGGGCCGCGGGAGGGCGCGCCCACCUCCUCUGCGCGGUGACGUUGCGCCUCUUCCUCCCCCUGGUGGCUCCCUCUUCCCUCCCUCCCCGACUGCCGCCUCACAGACCGGGACCCGCCGCCUCUCCUGCUGCCCUUCCGUGCCGUUUCCUCCUCCUUCGCUGCGGCGGCGAUGUGAUUCCUCCCUCCUGGCUCGGCCCGCCCCAGCUGCGCGGCGAAUAUGGCGGAGCCUUCUGUAGAGUCGGCAAGCCCAGGAGGGUCAGCAACAUCAGAUGACCAUGAAUUUGACCCAACGGCUGACAUGCUGGUUCAUGAUUUUGAUGAUGAGCGGACAUUAGAAGAAGAAGAAAUGAUGGAGGGUGAAACAAACUUCAGUUCUGAAAUAGAAGAUCUUACAAGGGAGGGUGAUAUGCCAAUUCAUGAACUUCUUAGCCUCUAUGGAUAUGAUGGUACUGUACCACUCCCGGAAGAGGAAGAGGAGGAGGAUGAAGAGGAGGAUGGUGAAGUUGAAGAUAAUGACAACAAUAGUGGCUGCAGUGGAGAAAAUAAAGAGGAGGCCAUAAAGGAUUCAUCUGGUCAGGAGGAUGAAACACAGUCCUCCAAUGAUGAUCCAGCACCAUCUGUUGUACAGGAGAUAAUUCGCCCACGUCGGUGUAAAUACUUUGAUGCAAAUAGUGAAAUAGAAGAGGAAUCUGAAGAAGACGAAGACUAUAUUCCUUCAGAAGACUGGAAAAAGGAAAUCAUGGUGGGUUCCAUGUUUCAAGCUGAAAUUCCGGUUGGUGUAUCUAAAUAUAAAGAGAAUGAGAGAGUAUAUGAAAAUGAUGACCAACUACUGUGGAAUCCAGAUUACUUGACUGAAGAUAAAGUGAUUGAAUUCCUUAAUGAAGCCUCCAGAAGAACAGGUGAUGAGAGAGGGAUAGAUGCAAUUCCUGAAGGAUCUCAUAUUAAGGACAAUGAGCAGGCUUUGUAUGAAUUAGUGAAAUGCAAUUUUGAUGCAGAAGAGGCACUAAGAAGAUUAAGGUUUAAUGUAAAAGCAGCUCGAGAAGAGCUAUCUGUUUGGACAGAAGAAGAAUGUAGAAAUUUUGAACAAGGCUUGAAAGCUUAUGGAAAGGACUUUCACUUGAUCCAAGCAAACAAGGUACGAACAAGAUCCGUGGGGGAAUGUGUAGCAUUCUAUUACAUGUGGAAGAAAUCUGAACGAUAUGACUUCUUUGCUCAGCAGACGAGAUUUGGUAAAAAGAAGUACAAUCUGCACCCUGGUGUAACGGAUUACAUGGAUCGACUCUUAGAUGAAAGUGAAAGUGCUGCAUCCAGCCGGGCUCCUUCCCCUCCUCCCACAACUUCUAACAGCAGCACCAGCCAUUCAGAGAGAGAGGACAGCGCAACCAGCAACAGUAAUCAAAAUGGUGUAUCCAGUAAUGGGCCAGGUGAAUUAUCAAGCAAAGAAGAAGUAAAAAUUGAAGGAUUGCACAUAAAUGGACCAACAGCUGGCAAAAAAAUGCCUCUUGUGGAUUUUGAUACAAAUGGCUAUGAAACUGAAAACCUUUCCAAUCAUUCUAAACAUGCUCAUUCAAAUGUAAGGAAUGAAAAUGAUUUUGAAGAGAAAAAUGAGAGAGCUGCAAAGAGGAGAAGAGUCAGUAGUAAUGGAAGGGAGAGUCCAAGUUCCUCAGAUAUUUUUCAAGAAGCAACGGCCCAUGGAAAGUUUGAAGAACAGGAGACCAUGGAUGACUGAAUGUUUGUUUGGUUUUAUUCUUUCAAGUAAUUUUAGGGUGACUGAAAUUUUCAGGGUUGAUAGGUUACCUUACAGAUUCAAAUCUCGUAAUAUAUCUAUUUAUAUUUUGGAAUACAUUUUGGUUGCUUCCUAAUCCUGAUCGACUGAAGUUAUACUCUUCUACCUUGAAAUACAGAUGUAGUGGAUGGGAUAAUGUUCUAUUGAACACAGCUGCUUCCUGCACACAGUCUGUCAAGGGAAUAUUUGUGAUGGAAUCAGCUCUCUGCAAACAUUUUCACAGCAUUAAACUAUUGUCCAAAACCUGUUCUUGAAAGUAGUCAGUUUUAAAUUCUGUAAGGCCAGAUAGUCAACUGUAAUGUAAUUCAUAAUGCUAAAGUGAUCGCUGCUGAGAUUUGUCUUCAGCUAACAGGAAGAGAAGCAAUAUCACAUGGUUAAGGAAUGCCUGUAAAUCCUGAAAGUUGUAUGUAAAAGACUUAUUUUUAUAUAUAAAAAUAUAUAGAAAUAUUUAAAAAUAAACCAAGUCAGGUUUGUAUAUGUAAAAUUUUUGACAUCAGUGAUGUCUUUCCAUAUUCUUAUCUGGAUACAAGAAAUACAUUAUGUAUUUUUCCAGAUUCUUUGUAGCCUUUGAAAGAUUUUUACAAUACUUAAGACAUGAUUGAGCUGUCAUUUCUUUUAAAAAGUGUGUAAUUUUCAUAACUUGUACAGUAUGGUAAACUUUUACGAGAGAGUUGAUCUUCUGAGGAGUCUUUGUCAGCUUCUUUUUAUUUUGCUAAAGCUUUUUUUAUUAAAGAAAGAAAAAGUAGUAGUCAUGUUCCAGAAAGUAGUAAAAACAAAUGAAAUAUUUAAAAUUCACCCAAUGAUGAAUAUUGAAAUUCUCAAAUUUCUGUCUUGGGACAAAUAGUGACUUAGAAUUUGGCGUUUAGCACGAUGCUUUGGUUGCACAAGUGUUCUUGCUUUUAUAUUUGUGUUUCAGAUUUAUUUUUAUGGUAUGACAGAACCUUAAAAUCAGCUAAAUGCUUUAAUGUUGCUAAAUCUUGUUAGCCAAGGUCAGUCAUUACAUUGUUAGUUAAUUUUAAAAUUUCAGUGAGCACAGUACAGUUAGGAAACGGAUCAAAUGAUUCUGGCUGUCUUGAUGAGAAACAAAUGCACAGUUCAUAUUUGGAGUCUGUGUGUGCAUCCAAGGAAUCCAUGCUGCUUGCUGCUUCUCAGGAAGCAGAGGAGUCUUUGUGAAGAGUUAAUACUCAAUAUAUGUAUGAAUAUGCACAUGUAUAUGAGGUACCAUAAGGGCUGGUAACCCUUUUUUAAAAAAAGAGAGAGAGAAUCCUUGACAGUGUGGUGGGAAUAUCCCCAGUAGCCAUUGUUCCCAGCCACAAAAGGAUUUGGAUUAUGGCCAUGAUGGAGGUUUACACUGUCAGUCCCUUGAUGCCAUAUAAAGUUACUUGUAGGAAGCAUUAUUCUGUGUGUAUUAAAUCGGGCUAUCUGUACAGUAGUCUUAACCAUCUACCUGUCUUGAGGCUUGCUUUAAAAGUUACGACCACACUGUUAAGUUGGUUUGAUUGUUAUGAUGACUUGGCUAAAUGUGCAGUCUUUCAACAUUGGGAAACAUCCUGACUAAGUUACUCAUGACUAACUUUAGACUUGAAAUUAAUGGAGCUUAAGUUAGUUUCAUUAAUGUCAAUGAUAUUUUGUCAUGACUCACUAAUGUAGAUGCUGUUGGUGUCUUUCAUUAUGAACCCCAAAUAGCCUUUUUAGUCGUCGUCCCCGCCCGCCCCAGGCAUAAAUUCAUUGUAGACAUCACUGAGGUUUAUUUAAUGAUCAUAAUUAGCCCUCUGCUUUCUCCUGAAAUGUUUUGGGUGAAUUUUGUAACUUAACAUUACAGGGCUAAUAUUUAUUCUGUCUACAGCCUAAUAGCAGUGUAUCUCAGUAAGUGUAAUUUGCAGAUUUACAGAUAAAAUCCUUAAUCUUGUAAACAGCACUGCUUUAUGGAGGUGCCAUGGCUGACAAAUCCCAGUCUUGUUAAUAUGGGAAUCCAAAGUUUUCAUAGCCUCGUAUCAAAGAUUAUCUAUAGAAAGUAUUUCAGAGCAAGGCAGUGCAAUGCUUUUAGAAAUCUUUGCAACUUUGUCUGAAGACCUAUUUUUCUGUUCUUUAUCUAUAUAUUUUGGAAGUUGGAAAUGCUUGCAAAGCAGUUAAUAGGAAAGUUUAUAAGUAUAUUGUUCUCAGGCUUGUAAGUAAAAUAUAGCACUGUGUACAUUUUCAGAAAUUUUACUUUCGUCUUUUAUUCUUACCUUUAAUGGUAUGCCUAAGAAAAGUCUUAACAUUCCGUAAUCAAUAUGUAAUGCUCAGCUGUUCUUUAAGUAUUUAAUUGUAAUGUGCAUUUUGUUUAUGCAGGUGUUUAUACAAUAUUUUAUUCAUGUUCUAUAAAAUGCAGCCACUAUAACUUGAUAAGACAUUGCACUAGUAGUACUAUUUAAAAUUCUAGUAAUAUAGUAACCUGUUCAAGAAGCUUUCAAUGCAAUUUGGAAAAGAUGCAAACUUCCACUUGCUUCCAAAUUGAAUUGAAAAGUCAGUGGAGCUUAUGUAUAGUACUUGUAAUGUAUAUUUUUAAGCACUAUUGUGUCCUGAUCUAUGAAGUGCAUUGUGUGCAGUCUGAAUCAAACCUUCAAUUCAACAGGUCUGACUGUUGGGUUUUAUAAAAGGGUUUAAAGUGAUAUUUUGAAAGAAAUCUAAAAUUUUGCUAAUUAGUUUUUAUAAAUUUUUCACAUAGUACUUUUGCACUGUUGGUAAUCCCUGUGUCCUUUCCCUAGCUCCCUGUCUGCAAUUCUGGAAAAGCUUAUUAAAGUAUUUUUUUAAACAUA
This is a messenger RNA of Hemicordylus capensis (graceful crag lizard), 4585 nucleotides long. RefSeq names its product MIER1 transcriptional regulator (gene MIER1). Gene Ontology annotation, cellular component: nucleoplasm. The transcript is spliced from 13 exons. Gene Ontology annotation, biological process: negative regulation of transcription by RNA polymerase II. Gene Ontology annotation, molecular function: histone deacetylase binding; transcription corepressor activity. Lineage: Eukaryota; Metazoa; Chordata; Lepidosauria; Squamata; Cordylidae. The record is from RefSeq and is a predicted model, not a curated record. Bases 219 to 1730 code for a protein of 503 amino acids.